UGGGCGCGCAGUUGGAGGGCGGCGGCGGCUGAGGAAGUUUCUGUUUAGUGGUUGCCACCAGUACGACGGAUGCCUGUUCUGGGAAUAACACAUGACCAUUCUUACUAGGAGAUGAACUUUGUAAGAUUUGGGUCUCUUUUUCUUUUUGAAACUUAAAUGAAGAUCCAGUUUCAGAUAUGGGUGUCACUGAGUGAUCAUUUCAUUGAGAUCAACUUGAAUGACCAGGUGAAAAGUGCAAGAGGAAUGUGCCAUGACUGAGGCAACUCACAAUUUUUUAUUGUCAACCUCUACUUCCUUUGACUCUACAAAGAAAAUUGUAUCUACAGCAGCCCCUAAAGCCCAGGAGUCCAGCAAAUCAUCAAACAGACUCAUGACUGAAAAACAGCGGGAAGAAGCAGAAUGGGAAAGCAUAAACGUGCUGUUGCUGAUGCAUGGCUUAAAACCUUUAUGUCAAGUCAAAAGAACAGAUAUGGAAGAAAAUCUAGAUCUCAUCAUUUUUGACAAACAGUCAUCACAAAGGAUGAGGGAGAAUUUAAAAACUUUGAUGGAAGAAACAUCACGUCAACAGAACAUUAUCCAGGAGCUCAUAGAAACUAAUAAGCAGCUUAAAAAUGAACUUCAGCUACAACACAGCCGAGCAGCAGAUCAGGAACAACGAGCUAAUGACUUGGAACAAAUUAUGGAGAGUGUGAAAUCCAAAAUUGGUGAAAUGGAGGAUGAAUCCCUAAAUAGGGUUUGCCAGCAACAGAAUAAAAUAAAAGAAUUUCAAAAGGAGCAUAAAGCUUUACAGGAAAAAUGUGAGCAUUAUAAGAAAAAACGAAUGGAGCAACAAGAGACUAUUGCUUCUUUGCAGAAGGAUAUCCGUAGAUUAACAAAGGAGGACGAAGAGCGCAUCAUCACUCGAAACAGAGUGUUCUCCCGUCUCUGCAAGAGAGUCCCUCACACCAUCCUGGAUAAACAGUUGCUUUGCCUAAUUGAUUACUAUGAAUCUAAAAUUAGAAAAUUUCGUGAACAAAGGCAAUAUAAAGAAGAUGAAAGUCAGUCAGAAGAAGACUACAGAAGUCUGAGUGCUUCACCCACUUAUAAAGGCCUUCUAAUGUCAUUACAGAAUCAACUCAAGGAAUCGAAAUCUAAGAUAGAUGCACUUUUAAGUGAAAAGCUGAAUCUCCAAAAAGAUUUGGAAACCAGGCCCACACAGCAUGAAUUAAGACUUUAUAAACAACAGGUGAAGAAGCUGGAGAAAGCCCUUAAGGAAAACAUCAAAUUACAGGAUCUUAUCAGUCAAAAAAAGGCUGAGGACAAAGAGGGAAAAGAUGAGCCCAGCAAAGAUAACCAGCAGCAGACCCUAAUUGACCAGAGAUACUUUCAGGUAUUAAGGAGCAUCAAUUCAAUUAUUCACAAUCCAAGAGCUCCAGUAAUAAUUUAUAAACAGAGCAAAGGAGGAGCCCAACAUUUUAAUAAAGAUCUUGUUCAAGAUUGUGGAUUUGAGCAUCUUGUUCCUAUAAUAGAAAUGUGGGCAGAUCAACUGGCUUCCUUAAAGGAUUUGUAUAAGUCCUUGAAAAUACUAUCUGCAGAACUGGUGCCUUGGCAUAAUUUAAAGAAGCAGGAUGAAAAUGAAGGUGUCAAAGUUGAAGAUCUGUUGUUUAUAGUAGAUACCAUGUUAGAAGAAGUGGAAAAUAAGGAAAAGGACAGCAAUAUGCCAGACUUUCAAAUUUUGCGAGCUAUUGUUUCUCACUUCCAAAAAUUAUUUGAUGUGCCUUCUUUAACUGGAGUCUAUCCCCGAAUGAAUGAAGUUUAUACUAGGCUUGGAGAAGUGAACAAUGCUGUGAGAAACCUCCAGGAACUCUUAGAACUAGAUAGUUCAUCCUCAUUGUGUGUGCUGGUGAGCAGAGUUGGAAAAUUGUGUAGGCUGGUUAAUGAAGAUGUGAAUGAACAGGUUAUGCAGGUAUUGGGACCUGAAGACCUCCAAAGCAUUAUCAACAAAUUGGAAGAACAUGAGGAAUUUUUCCCAGCAUUUCAGGCAUUUACUAAUGAUCUACUUGAAAUCUUAGAAAUUGAUGACUUGGAUGCCAUUGUACCUGCAGUAAGGAAAUUAAAAAUACCUUCAUACUGAAAACAAAUCAUUUUUACUGUGUAAAUUGCGUUCUUAACAUUCUAAAUAUUUUGUAGGAUUGAUCUUACUCUGAGACAAGGGUUAUAAAAUGUAUAUACUCUCAGAAUUCACCCCCUUCUUUCUGUUGAGUCCUUCUCCAUCCAUAUAAUUUUUAUUAACUUUGAGAUUCUUUUAUAGAAAACAUUGCUAAGUUUAAUUACUAAAUUAACUUUAGAUCCUUUAAUCAUUUCUUAAGCAAUUCUUGAGUGCUUAAAAUGUAAGAUUGUUUUAAAGUACAGUGUGUAAGAGAGAAACUCAGGGAGAGAUAGUGCAAGUAAUAGAAAGGUUGCAUCUAAGUUCAGAGUUUUUUGGCCUGGGAACAAGGAAUGCCAGUGGCUGUCUUUAGUCCAGCCAGCAGGAAGCUGUUGCUUUCCUGGCAAGGAAAUGGCACAUUCUAUUAAGAUAUCCCUCAUGACACUUGCCCUUUCAGAGCAGAAGGAACAAAAGGAAGAAGGAAAAAAGUUUUUACCGUGUUAGGGUAGGAAAUGAAUUAUGAGGUAAAAUAGAUGAGUGGAUGCGAGUCUCUCAUAAAGUGUCCUUUUUGCUAUCUUGAUGUGAUGUACUUUUUACAA
Mesoplodon densirostris (Blainville's beaked whale) is the source of this 2724-nucleotide messenger RNA. RefSeq names its product centrosomal protein 70 (gene CEP70). Lineage: Eukaryota; Metazoa; Chordata; Mammalia; Artiodactyla; Ziphiidae. Gene Ontology annotation, cellular component: centrosome. The record is from RefSeq and is a predicted model, not a curated record. Gene Ontology annotation, biological process: regulation of microtubule cytoskeleton organization; cilium assembly. Bases 251 to 2113 code for a protein of 620 amino acids. Gene Ontology annotation, molecular function: gamma-tubulin binding. The transcript has 18 exons.